CUGGAGCUCGGCCCCUGACUCUUUCCUGGGCCCGGGCCCGGGCACGGACGGGGCGGGGCCCCUUUCCAUCUCCGUAGCCUUGGGCUCCUUUCUUCUUAGCUGGAGUGGAGGGUGGGGAAGAAGGGGACUUGGGAGGAGCAGUCCUGUCGCUGAGGCGCGGGGUGCCUCAGUUUUGCCGUUCUGUUGUCCGUCUUUGGAAGAAAAUGACUUUUCCUGGUUAGAGCCCAUCGUGCUACGAACUGCACUCACAAGGGGAAAUGGCAUUCUUCUGGAGGGAGAACUGGUUGAUGUCUCUCGUCAUAACAUCUCAGAUGCCAGUGGCAAAAAGGAGCGUUAUUAUGUGUUGUACGUCAGACCCGGCCGCAUCCAUCGCCGCAAAUUCGACUGCAAAGGGAACGAGAUAGAACCCAACUUCAGCAACACCAGGAAGGUGAACACGGGCUUCCUCAUGUCCUCGUACAAGGUGGAAGCCAAAGGUGACACGGACAGGCUCUCACCCACGGAGUUGAAGGGACUGGUGGAAAAGCCAGAGCUGGUGGCGGUGACAAAAUGCCACACUCCAGACCAGGCACUAGCCUUUUGGAUUCCAGAGACGGAGAUGGAGAAGAUUGAACUAGAACUAGGUGCAGAACUUCGUCUGAAAACCCAGGGUGAUGGUCCUUUUAUAGGCUCUCUAGCAAAACUUGAGGCUGGAACAGUGACCAAGUGUAAUUUUGCUGGUGAUGGGCAGACAGGAGCAUCCUGGACAGAUAAUAUCAUGGCACAGAAAUCCUCAGAAGGAGUAGCCUCAGAGCUCCGAGGCCAAGGAGAUGGGGCCGAGGAUGACGAGUGGGAUGACUGAAAAUAGCAGGAAGAGGAACAUCUCCUUGGUGGCCACUCUCAGGAUGCAGUUUCUUUUGAAUACCUUCACUCUAAUUUCAUGUUUGAUGCUUCUUAUGGAACAGCAGUGGUAGAAAGGGAAGAUGUCAUCACCUCCUCUUAGCCGGAGUUGGAAUACACUUCAGACUGGCCCAUCUCUGCUAACAUCCCAUUGUGGCUCCUGAAGGAUCUGGACUCAAGACCUGUUAGAAUUUUCCCAUGGUUAGGUCUCAUCCAGGAAAAGGGUUCCAUUUCCUCAUUUGGGUGGUUUAAGAACCUUCUUGGGAUGUAACCUUUGAAAUGAAUUGGAAUUAUAUAUAACUAUACUUGGAGGAAACAAAAAUGAUUCAUUCAGCUGAGUCAGUGGCUCAUAGAAAGAAGUUGGUGAAUUCCCUGCUGAUCAUUUUGGCUUUAACUUCUUGCAUGAGGUCCUGAAAAACUGAAAUUGGAUAUCAGUUCUUCUGUCCCUUUUUGUGCCUCUUCCUUAUGGCCCUGAACAGAUUCAUAUACUGUCUUUCACAGCUCCACCCCCCUUUCAGCUGUCUUGGCAAUGCAGCCAUAUUUCCAUUUACACUGUAACCUUCAUCCCCAAUUCCACUUUGUCCUCUGAUAAUUGUCCCCUCACUACAGCUGGUUAUUUUAAUCAACAUCUCCUGAUUCCAAGAUGUCUUGGAUUGACCAGCACUAAUUGAGUAAUUGAUGGGAAGAACCAAAGGGGUAGAGUUAUCCACCUCUAUUGGUGUAUCUAAUUGUUCUAUUACUCUAAAACUAAUCCUACCAGUCUAGAAUAUUUUGUUUUUUAAUGUAAUUUAUACCUCUUUUAUACCAGCUAAUUUUAUCGGUGGUUUUUGUCAAUUAUUAAAUUUCUGGAAGUGGAAGAACAUAAAACAAC
Molecule: messenger RNA, 1750 nt
Organism: Sarcophilus harrisii (Tasmanian devil)
Lineage: Eukaryota; Metazoa; Chordata; Mammalia; Dasyuromorphia; Dasyuridae
Gene: ARPIN
Product: actin related protein 2/3 complex inhibitor
Exons: 6
Coding region: 449-841 (130 amino acids)
Biological process (GO): negative regulation of actin nucleation
Source: RefSeq, a predicted model, not a curated record